CAUGUGACUUAAUUUGUCAAGACCGUAACAAUUAAUAAAUAAUCUUUGCAUUCCAUGGUCCAUUACUUUUGCUUUUGCUGCACACAUACAUGUCCAUUCCAUCCCAUAGGUUCAGCCAAAGCUAAUUUCAAUUAUUGGACCCAAAAGAGCGAAGACCAGGAGGCAGCACCAAGGUCUGGUCUUCACCGAUCGAAGGAGCCACAAAAUUGUUCUUUCGGCACCGUUUCAAUGGGAAACUGCUGGGGUUCUCAGCCUCACAGCGAGGUAACCCCAACAACCACCGGUAACCUUAGUACAGCCACGCCGGCGACAUCUCAGACCAUCAGCGGCAGCUAUACUACUACCACAACCACAACUACUACUACUUCUGGAAGUGGGAACAGCUCCGUAAAUAGCAAGUUCUCAGUGUCAAGCGAUGAUCAACCUUAUCCAACUGGACAGAUCUUACCCACCUCUAAUUUGAGGAUUUUCUCCUUUGCCGACUUGAAAGCUGCAACUAGGAAUUUCAGGGCUGAUACGGUUCUUGGAGAGGGAGGUUUUGGAAAAGUCUUCAAGGGUUGGCUUGAAGAGAAGGGCGCGUCAAAGGGUGGAAGCGGAACAGUCAUUGCCGUCAAAAAACUCAACUCUGAAAGCUUACAAGGAAUUGAAGAGUGGCGGUCCGAAGUAAACUUUCUUGGUCGUCUUUCCCAUCCUAAUCUUGUUAAACUGUUGGGAUACUGUUUGGAGGAGACGGAACUUCUUCUGGUGUAUGAGUUCAUGCAAAAAGGAAGUUUGGAAAAUCAUCUAUUUGGAAGAGGUUCUGCCGUUCAACCACUUCCUUGGGACAUCAGGCUUAAGAUAGCAAUUGGAGCAGCUCGUGGUCUUGCAUUCUUGCAUACAUCCGAGAAAGUAAUUUACAGAGAUUUCAAAGCCUCAAAUAUCUUGCUUGAUGGGUCUUAUAACGCGAAGAUAUCUGAUUUUGGCUUGGCAAAGUUGGGUCCUUCAGCUAGUCAAUCUCACGUGACAACAAGGGUGAUGGGCACAUACGGUUAUGCAGCUCCUGAAUAUGUAGCCACAGGGCAUCUAUAUGUGAAAAGUGAUGUAUACGGGUUUGGAGUUGUUUUGGUGGAAAUACUAACAGGGCUACGAGCACUUGAUUCGAACCGUCCAAGUGGGCAACAUAAUCUAACAGAGUGGGUGAAACCAUACCUGCAUGACAGAAGAAAGUUGAAGGGCAUUAUGGAUUCUCGAUUGGAAGGAAAGUUUCCAUCGAAAGCUGCAUUCCGUAUAGCUCAGCUUUCUUUGAAAUGUCUUGCAUCUGAACCCAAACAACGGCCAUCAAUGAAGGAGGUUUUGGAGAGUUUGGAGCGAAUUCAAGCUGCCAAUGAAAAGCCUGUGGAGCCUAAAUUACGAUCUAAUCAUACUCGUCAAGCCCACCAGGCUGUGCACCAUCGUUCUCCACUUAAAGACGGUAGUUACUAGUUUCUCUUGAGAAAACUAAUCCCUUUGGUUGUGUUGUUUUGUCUCCAUUCAAGAGUUUGCCACUUGUUCAUUUUUAAUGUAUUUCUUGGCUCAGAGAUUUGUACGGGUAAACCAAACAUAUAUUAGUACUGUAAAGUGUAAAUCAUCGUUUGUGUUCUGUUUAAACAGAUGGCAAGGUCCAUGACAACAGUAUCAGAAUAGUGGCUGCAUUAAAAUUGACUAGUCUUUCUUGAUUCCAAUGUCUAUCAUUGUUUAAACAGAUGACUAGUCUUUUCUA
Vigna unguiculata (cowpea) is the source of this 1738-nucleotide messenger RNA. Its product is annotated as putative serine/threonine-protein kinase PIX13. Gene Ontology annotation, biological process: protein phosphorylation. Lineage: Eukaryota; Viridiplantae; Streptophyta; Magnoliopsida; Fabales; Fabaceae. Gene Ontology annotation, molecular function: protein kinase activity; ATP binding. The record is from RefSeq and is a predicted model, not a curated record.